Messenger RNA from Chara braunii, 1564 nucleotides. The record is from the annotation of a GenBank genome assembly. NCBI's taxonomy places the organism in Eukaryota, Viridiplantae, Streptophyta, Charophyceae, Charales, Characeae.
CGGAGGAUGCAUCUGAACGAUAUGCAUGGGCUGAUUCAUUGUGCAUAACUACAUCAAGCAGCGGCGGACUAGCCACGAAGGACUGCUACUACUAUCAAGCAACCGUUGUCUUGGUUUUGGUGCACGGACCGUUGGUCACUUUUGACGGUACCUGGAGCAGUCUUAUUCGAAGGCGACGAGUUUAAGGAGUGCAUUGGAUCUCAACUAUGUCGGGAUCCAAUUCUCAGGAUUAUGGGUGCAACAACCGCCGGGAUCGAUACAACGAGCGUGGCCGUGAUGAGGGACAUGAUGGAGGAUGUGACCAAUCUGGCGAUGGGCGACGGGAUCGGGUGGGCCACUAUGGUAGUUCCAGCCAACCGGACAGGAGCCGUGAUCCGCCACGGCGCUUCGUAGCGGUGUGCUAUGAAUGCGGCAAAUCGGGGCACUAUCGGAAUCAGUGCCCAAAGCUGGGAGGUGAAGUCUGCUCAAGGGACAUUAGACAACGACAUCAAGCACGCCAUCAUGAGCAGCGGGCAACCUCCGAGGAUCCAGCAAUCCGAAAGACGGUGGAGGAACUCGUCACCUCGGUAGCUACGAUGAAAGAGUUCAUCGACACAGAAAGCGCGAGGAAAGAGCAGAAAGCCAAACGUAAAGCUGAGAAGCACGAACGUAAGAAGAGGGAGGAGGAGGAGCGACGGGCUGCGGAAGAGGCACGUAUAGCAGAAGUACGCCGUGCAAUGAAGGAGGAGAAACUCAAGAGGGACGAAAAGAAGAGGGAACGAAUGAGAAAGGAGAUGAACAUGGAGAUAUCGUUGCACAUGGGCGAUAUUCGGGAUGCUCUGCGAUAUGGACGUGACCACGAAAAUCGAGAGCAAGCUAAGGGAAAGCAGAAAGUGGAGACCUAUUCGUCCGAUGAGGAGUAUCAAGAUUCGUAUGAGAGUGAUUUCGAAGCUCUCAGCAGCAAGACUGAAAACCUCGUUAUUACCAAGAAGUGUAAGCGGAGCACUGAGAAACCGGUGGGGGACAGCCCACCGAUGGAGUCACCAGCUAAACGGACGGCUGACAGGUGGUUUCAGUUAGGCUGUCGACAUUCAGCUAUGAAGAAGUCUCCCCAGCACAGGACCCCUGCACCGAGGUCCACGAGGAGGAAGAUUCCCACAGCACCGGGAUCGGUGGGUAAGUUGAAGUUCAUCACUGACAACCUACAGGCACUCGCUAAUCUCAAUGCAGACGAGCUUAGGCAUAUGUGCUUGGCGGAGGAUGUGCAGUAUGAAGGAAAAAAGAUGCAAGCCAUUUUGGCUAUCACAGAGAAACGCACACAGGUAGUGUAUAGCGAAGAGGACAAACAUGAUGCAACGGACAUGGGAACCGACGACGUUCCCGGGGAGGACGCGAGGACUAGCGAUGACGAAGGGGAAGAUGAAUCGUGAACAAUGAGUAAGUUGUGGGCAUUAUGUCGAUGUCUUAUCGAUCUUCGUAGGAGUGCUGACAAUAACGAAACGGUGGAUUUGGUGUAUUGCUUGGUCAUUAUUACACUUGCAAUCGACGGUCAAAUUCGUUGGUUAAGUAAAUGUGUCGAUUCCUG